Molecule: messenger RNA, 402 nt
Organism: Mucor velutinosus
Lineage: Eukaryota; Fungi; Mucoromycota; Mucoromycetes; Mucorales; Mucoraceae
Exons: 4
Coding region: 1-402 (133 amino acids)
Source: RefSeq, a predicted model, not a curated record
AUGGGUGAUUUUCCUGCUGGUUGGUUCUAUAUCGAAUGCCCAAACCGCCAAGGCCAAGUCUUGACAGUGUCAGACAUGUCGAUGCAGCCCUCCGUUAGAGUUGAAUUACGCCCAAAAAAGAUAGGAGGUCAUCCUCAUCAACUGUGGUGUUACCAUCAAGGAUUUCUAGUAAAUAAACACUCAGGCUGUGUGCUAGGUGUUGAAAAGGACAAGACCAAGGAUCAGUGUGUAUUUCAAUCCAAACGCCUUGAUCAAGGCGAAAAGAAGCAAACAUGGCAUUAUGACAAUUCCAAAUUAGUGUUGAGACAUGGGGACGCUGGCUAUGCUCUUAAUGAUUUGCAAGUACCCAAAAUGACUACAGAGGAUGAAGGAUGUGUCUAUUUGCUAAACACUCCGUAUUAA